AUGAGUAUUAAAGGAAAAGUCAUUCUGUCAAUGCUGGUGACCUCCACUGUAACUGUUGUCUUCUGGGAACGCGACAGCCAUGAAGACUCUUUCUUAGGGUGCUGUCACUCAAAGAACCCUGAAGUUGGUGGCAGCAGCGCUCAUCAGGGCUGGUGGUUUCCAAGCCCUGUCAAGUUCUAA
This is a messenger RNA of Echinops telfairi (small Madagascar hedgehog), 180 nucleotides long. It is a transcript of the gene GGTA1, whose product is annotated as glycoprotein alpha-galactosyltransferase 1 (inactive). The transcript has a single exon. NCBI's taxonomy places the organism in Eukaryota, Metazoa, Chordata, Mammalia, Afrosoricida, Tenrecidae. Bases 1 to 180 code for a protein of 59 amino acids. The record is from RefSeq and is a predicted model, not a curated record.